UACGUCACCCGCCUAAAUCACUCAUCCCCGGCUACCUCUUGGUCGCCCAAAGGAGCAUUGCGUUCUCGCCAGGCUUCAGCGCCCUCACUCACCAUUGGCCCUGUACAUCCCAGGCCUCGCCGAUCCUAGCGUCCAACGCGGAUUCCAGCUGCUUCUAUUCAUCCCUCCGAGAUAUCCCACCAGACACCAUGGCUGAUACCGCCGGAUACCCUACCGACGGCAAGCUGGAUGCACACAACGUCCACACCAACAAGCGGAAGCGCGACACGCGCGAUCAAGGACUGAACCGACCUGCUCCCCAUUCCGCCAACAACGACCUCACCGACCAAGCCACUGCCUCAUUUCUCGCCGCGCACAACGCCGCCGACGACGAUAUGCAGCAACAGUUCGACGUACACCACAACGGUGGGACCAACACUGCCAGUGUCGGCGACACCGCCGCCGCCGCGCUUGCCUAUCACCAGAUGACGGUCCCUCAGGCGACAGAACUCCAGUUCCAGACACAGAACUCAGGCGACGGCUCCUUCAGCAUGGGAGACCACGGCCAACAACAAACGGGCAUGCAAGACUUUAGUCUCGAAGCUUUGAAGGCUGCUACACAGACGGGUCGUCCCGGUCAAACAGCACCCAGCGACUCGCCACCGCAAAGCGCCGCGCACAAACCUCAAGUCGGCACCGAUGAGUGGCACAAGGUCCGGAGAGACAACCACAAAGAAGUUGAACGCCGCCGUCGCGAGACCAUCAACGAGGGAAUCAACGAACUAGCCAAGAUCGUCCCCGGCUGCGAGAAGAACAAGGGCUCCAUCUUGCAACGGGCUGUCCAAUUCAUUACCCAGCUGAAGGAGAAUGAGCAACAAAACAUCGAGAAGUGGACCCUUGAAAAGCUACUUACCGAGCAAGCCAUCACCGAGCUCAGCGCUAGUUGCGACAAGUUCAAGGCCGAAUGCCAACGGGCGUGGGACGAAUGCAAUAUCUACAAGCGCACAUGCGAAGCUAACGGCAUCAUACCCGACGAGAUCAAAGAGCGUCAGGAGAAUGGCGAACAGACGGGAGCCAAUCCCAUGUAGGACUGGGAAUAAGCGUCGCUUGUCGAUCAUUUCAUCGAGGCGACAGUAACCUUGUCUUGCUAGCCAUGUUCAGGAGACAUAUAUCUGUACUUCUUUUCCCGGCCUGUCGGUCGACUGUUCAUUCCCCGCACUGGCAGUGCGGCAGACUAUGUUAUGUUCGGCGUACA
Molecule: messenger RNA, 1234 nt
Organism: Alternaria rosae
Lineage: Eukaryota; Fungi; Ascomycota; Dothideomycetes; Pleosporales; Pleosporaceae
Exons: 2
Coding region: 189-1067 (292 amino acids)
Cellular component (GO): nucleus
Molecular function (GO): DNA-binding transcription factor activity; protein dimerization activity
Source: RefSeq, a predicted model, not a curated record